AUGGCUAGCAUUUUAUUCUUUUCCUUACUACUAUACAUCUGUAUCCUGAGUCUCGCUGCAGCCCAGAGCAAGACCAAACAUGUAUCCAACGAACUAUUGAACUCAUUGGAAGAGUUAUCCCGGAUAGUGGAUAUUUCAUACUGCGUCGGAACAACAGGAGUACACCAACCGUUCGAGUGCCUCAGCCGCUGCAUCGAGUUCCCAGAUCUAGAACUAGUAACUACCUGGAACACCGGCCUCCUCCUCUCAGACUCAUGCGGCUACAUAGCCCUCUCCCACGCCCCGUCCACCAAACAAAUAAUCCUCGCCUUCCGCGGCACCUACUCAAUAACAAACACCAUAAUCGACCUCUCCGCCUACCCCCAAGCCUACAUCCCCUACCCAGACCCGGAAGAAAACACUACAACUUCCACCCGCACAGGCCCACACUGCGAAAGCUGCGCCGUGCACGCCGGCUUCAUGCGCUCAUGGCUCGAAACCCGAUCAACAAUCCUCCCACAAAUCUCCAUCCUACGCCAAAAAUACCCAGACUACGCCAUAACGCUCGUAGGCCAUUCCCUCGGCGGCGCAGUCGCAGCCCUAGCAGGCCUCGAGAUGCGUCUGAAGGGCUGGGAUGCAACGGUUACGACGUUCGGGGAGCCGAUGAUCGGGAACGGGGCGUUCGUGGCAUUCCUCGACGAGCAAUUCGGGCUCGGGGAUGGGGUAUCGAUUCCCCCGCUCGAUCACCCGCUUGAGGGGGGUAUGCGCUUUCGUCGUGUGACGCAUGUCGGAGAUCCGGUUCCUAUGCUUCCGCUUGCUGAGUGGGGAUAUCGUCCUCAUGCUGGGGAGGUUUUUAUUAAGAGGGAGGAGCUGCCGCCGCGUAGGGAGGAUGUGCUUCAUUGCCUUGGUGCGGAGGAUCCUGGGUGUAUUGCGGGUGAGGGGAGGGAAGGGGUUUUGGUUGAGUUGUAUCGGGAUUUGAAUGUUCCUGUUGGGUUGGCUGGUCCUGGCGAGGGGUGUCGGUCGAGUGGUGGUGUUGAUCGUGGUGCUGGUGAUGUAGCUAGGGAGCAAGGUGUCUUGGGACGUGAGAGUUCGGAUCUUGCUGAUUGUGAGGAUAGAUUAUCGCCUCUGCGGUGGGAUUGGUCUCUUAUACCGGCGAGAUAUCGGCUUUGGGAACUGUUUUAUGCUCAUCGGGAUUAUUUUUGGCGGAUUGGUCUUUGUGUUCCGGGGGGAGAUCCAACUGGAUAG
Molecule: messenger RNA, 1224 nt
Organism: Penicillium egyptiacum
Lineage: Eukaryota; Fungi; Ascomycota; Eurotiomycetes; Eurotiales; Aspergillaceae
Source: the annotation of a GenBank genome assembly